AUGAAGCCUGUGUAUUGGUCGCUUGCCUUUGGGCCUACUCUAUUUCAUAUAACGGGAGCAGCAGAAUCUGAAUCCUCCAAUAAUGGCACGGCCGGGUCACUCGGCCAUAUCGUGGUCCUGAAGGCAGACUUGGAAACUAGGCAUAUUGACGAGCAUAUUGACUGGGUCAACGGAUUGCAUAAGGGAGUAAACGGCAGAGACGACUCUAACCAAGGUCAGGGUAUUGAACAUACCUAUCGCGUAGAAGCCAUUGGUUUUCACGGCUACGCGGGCAGGUUCUCAGUUGAAGUGCUCAAGCAAAUUACAGAGCACCAGCACGUUGACUUUGUGGAAGAGAAUCAAGAAAUUGCGGUUGAGCCCGAGAGACGAGAGGAAGGCCAGGAGGCAGACAAGUCAUCUGAUGAUUCGGGUCAAGAACAGCGCCAGGAGGCAGACAAGUCAUCUGAUGAUUCGGGUCAAGAACAGCGCCAGGAGGCAGACAAGUCAUCUGAUGAUUCGGGUCAAGAACAGCCAGAAAAAGUCGACAGUCCGCCUGCAAGCGUGGGCAACCAGAACAAAAAAAAAGCCAUUGGCCUCCUGACCAGAGGGCAAGGGUACAACACUUUCCUAGAGAAGGGCAAAAUUGUUGAUGCCGUUAUCUGGCCCCGCAACAAGAAGAGGGCUACGGCAAAUGGAACGACUGUUCUCGCCGGCAAUGAGACGACUCAAACUGAGGCAAUUUUCGACUUCAUUCCACCCACCACCGAAGUAGAGGACUUUAAUGAUGUCAACGCGACGCAAUACUUUGAGAUCUCCAAGCCCAAUGAAAUGAAAGAUCGUGUCGCUGCCAAUUUAAAGGAAUUUAAAGAGCAAAAGAAGAAGGAAAAGGAGGAAAAGGAUAGACUGCUUGAGACGAAUGAGAUACAAACUCGGGCCGAGGAUCCAAAGUGCCCUGGCAUCUUGAGAAAGGAGUACAAGUUUACCGAAGAUUACGAUUCCUACUUGAAGCUUCUCGGUAUCAGCGGUGGCGCAACCAUCUCGGGUUGGGGCCAGAGUGCUUCUGUGUCCGGAAACUACCUAAAUCAGGCAAAAUUUGCUAAAAACAGCCUGACAUAUGUUGCGUUUCUUGAUGUUGAAAGACAGAUGACUACACCUGGUGGAUUCGAGCUCAAUAAGGCUAGAUAUAAGCCCGGACAAUUUUCUCAAGAGUUUGGAAACCGGUGGAUUCAUGGUUUCAAGACUGGCGGCAAGAUGAUUGCUCGCGUAACAUUUACUUCCAAAGAUAAUACCAAGACAUCAGAUCUCAAGGCACAUGCUGAGGCUUCAUUGGGCUUCUGGAGCGUCAGGGGGGAAUUGACCGCAGACGUGAAGAAGAGCAUGGAAGAAGUGAACAAGCAUACUAAUGUGGAUGUGUCACUCUUCUACCAAGGCGAGCUUGGUAUCUUCAUGGGAGAAAAGGAGGGAUCGCCCACGGAUAUUCCGUCUGGAUCUGCAGAGGCAGUGCUUGGGCAGGUCAAGGCGUGGGCCGACAAGUUUGAGAGCUAUGCCUGCAAACACGACUAUGCUUACGGUCCCCUUUUGGACGAAUACGAAACAGUCCCAGGCUUCAGUGAACUGGAAGACGAUAUAGAAAUUCCCGAUUACGAUACUGCGCAUUUAUAUGCUCUUGAGAUUUUGGCCAUCAUGGUCAAGGUUGAGGAGCAAAAGAAGAUUCUCUCAUCCGCCCCACAUCUAGACGACAAGGCAAAGCGCACAAUGUCUUUCACCGCGAUCAAGAUGAUCAAGGCAUGCAAGACAUGGGCUAAACUGGCUGAGCAAGAUUUAGAGAAAGCGGAAGCACAAGCACUGGACCUUGUCGAUCGUCUUAGCGCCCAAUUCGUCGAAAAGUACAAAGAUGACGUGGCCAAGACGCUGGGCCGAAAUAGUCCCGAAAACGUCGCGCGGUGCAGAAAGGUGCAGCAGGACAGGGUCAAAGAGUGUGUACAUUCUUCAAAAGAAGCCAACAGAGUAAAGGAAUGCGGUGACGAGGGUUACCAGGCGUACGAACAGUGCAAAAAUGGUGCUGCGAGAUAG
Molecule: messenger RNA, 2052 nt
Organism: Beauveria bassiana ARSEF 2860
Lineage: Eukaryota; Fungi; Ascomycota; Sordariomycetes; Hypocreales; Cordycipitaceae
Product: serine protease
Exons: 12
Coding region: 1-2052 (683 amino acids)
Source: RefSeq, a predicted model, not a curated record